CCUUACCUAAUAUCAUCAAUCUUCUCUCUCUCGCAAACAAAACAGCACACACGGGCUCUCGUCUCAUCUUUCUCUCUGUGACCUGUCGUUCUCUCAUUGGCAAAAAAUGCCUCAGAUCUUGCCAGAUUUCUCGAAUUCUGUUAAGCUCAAGUAUGUCAAACUUGGGUACCAGUAUCUUGUUAAUCACAUUCUUUAUCUGCUGUUGAUACCUGUUAUGGUCGGUGUUUCCAUUGAGGUUCUGCGUUUAGGUCCUGAAGAAGUCUUGAAUCUUUGGAACUCCCUUCAUUUCGAUUUUGUUCAGAUUCUAUGUUCUUCUUUCCUUAUCAUCUUUAUUGCUACUGUCUACUUCAUGUCCAAGCCAAGAACGAUUUACCUCGUUGACUACGCUUGUUACAAGCCCCCAGUUACUUGCAGAGUUCCCUUCUCUACUUUCAUGGAACAUUCCAGGCUUAUUCUGAAGGAUAAUCCAAAGAGUGUUGAGUUUCAGAUGAGGAUUCUUGAAAGGUCUGGUCUUGGUGAAGAAACUUGCUUGCCCCCUGCUAUUCAUUAUAUCCCUCCUAAACCAACUAUGGAGGCUGCUAGAGGAGAAGCUGAGCUUGUUAUCUUCUCUGCUAUGGAUUCUCUCUUUAAGAAAACUGGCCUUAAACCUAAAGACAUAGAUAUUCUUAUAGUGAACUGCAGUCUUUUUUCCCCAACGCCAUCUCUGUCUGCUAUGGUCAUUAAUAAGUACAAGCUCAGGAGCAACAUAAAGAGCUUCAAUCUUUCUGGCAUGGGCUGCAGUGCAGGGCUGAUCUCAAUAGACUUAGCUCGCGAUCUUCUUCAAGUACAUCCAAAUUCAAAUGCAGUUGUUGUUAGCACAGAGAUCAUUACACCAAACUACUACCAAGGGAAUGAAAGAGCCAUGCUACUUCCAAAUUGCCUCUUCCGUAUGGGAGGUGCUGCAAUUCUGUUAACCAACCGCAGGUCUCAUCUCUCGCGAGCCAAGUACCGUUUAGUCCAUGUCGUUCGAACCCAUAAAGGCGCAGACGACAAAGCCUAUCGAUGUGUUUAUGAAGAAGAAGAUAAAGAAGGCAAAGUAGGAAUCAAUUUAUCAAAAGAUUUGAUGGCUAUAGCUGGUGAAGCUUUAAAAUCUAACAUAACAACAAUUGGGCCAUUAGUACUUCCAGCAUCUGAACAGAUCCUGUUCUUGUUUACGCUCAUCGGACGAAAGAUAUUUAACCCGAAAUGGAAGCCAUAUAUUCCUGAUUUCAAGCAGGCAUUUGAACACUUCUGUAUCCAUGCUGGUGGGAGAGCAGUGAUAGAUGAAUUGCAAAAGAACUUGCAGUUAUCAGGAGAACAUGUAGAGGCAUCAAGAAUGACACUCCAUAAAUUUGGAAAUACAUCAUCAUCAUCACUUUGGUAUGAACUGAGUUACAUUGAAGCAAAAGGAAGAAUGAAGAAAGGAGAUAGGGUUUGGCAGAUUGCAUUUGGAAGUGGAUUUAAGUGCAAUAGUGCAGUUUGGAAGUGUAACAAAACAAUAAAGACACCAACAGAUGGGCCUUGGGCUGAUUGCAUUGAUAGGUACCCAGUUCAUAUUCCUGAAGUUGUCAAGCUCUAAGCAUAUUCCUGAACUUAUAUAUAUAUAUAUAUAUUUUAUAUGGUUGGGUAUUUCUUGUUUGCAUCCUCAGAAAAAAGCCUGGGAUUUGCAUUCACUCUCUUCUCUUCUCCUCUUUCUGUAUUCUCUGUUCUUUUCUUCUUCUCAGUUUCUAUACUACACUGUAUUAAUUAUAAAUAUCUAUCACUCUUUCUUUUAA
Ricinus communis (castor bean) is the source of this 1793-nucleotide messenger RNA. Its product is annotated as 3-ketoacyl-CoA synthase 6. The record is from RefSeq and is a predicted model, not a curated record. Gene Ontology annotation, molecular function: acyltransferase activity, transferring groups other than amino-acyl groups. The coding region runs from base 107 to 1597 and encodes 496 amino acids. Lineage: Eukaryota; Viridiplantae; Streptophyta; Magnoliopsida; Malpighiales; Euphorbiaceae. Gene Ontology annotation, cellular component: membrane. Gene Ontology annotation, biological process: fatty acid biosynthetic process. The transcript has a single exon.